AUGGCAGGGCCGGGCGAUGUUGACGGGGCGGGGCGUCGCCGCCGCCACGCGCGAAUCCUCUCAGACCCCCCCGUCCCCAGCGCCGGGGCGGCCGCGACUCUCCGCCACUGUCGGCGACUGUCGGCGACUCGGCGGGCACGGCCCGGCCCGGGCACAGCGCAGGGCGGCGGGUCCUCGGCCCUGCUCUUGCCCCUUCUUUUUCCCUACGGAUUGUUUUUGGUUUUUUUUUUUGCUGCCGCCCUGCCUUUCCAAAAACGACGAGCUCUCUCCGGAGCCGCGGAAGCUGCGGCGCGACACCGGCACAGGGAUCUGUCCCAUCCAUUCCCUCCCCUUCACAUGCACCCGGUGACGUGCCAAGGCAUGGUGUGCUCCAGCCCCGUGCUGAGAGCUCAGGGGCAAUCGAGCUCCACCAAGGAAGACAGGCCUGGCAGCGAGCCAGACCUCAUGUGGCUGGUUAACCUCACAGGCGCCCACAUCGGCUUGCCCCCGAUAUCCGAGGACCCCGAGGACCGCUGCACCAUCUGGGAAAAUCUGGUCAGUCUGGUGGACUUUCAGUCCCCAGGCUUUCCCCUGACUGCCGAGGAGCUGUGCGAGUACAUCGACAUUCCCCGCACGGCCAUCUCCUCCUCCACCACCUCGAUGACCACCACGACGCACCACGACGUGGCUGAGCCCUCUCAGCUCACGGGGAACAUCAACUACAAGACCAACCCGCACGUCAGGCCACCCUACUCCUACGCCACCCUCAUCUGCAUGGCGAUGGAAGCCAGCAAGAAGCCCAAGAUCACCCUCUCGGCCAUUUGCAAGUGGAUCAGUGACAACUUCUGCUACUUCCAACCUGCUGAUCCCACCUGGCAGAGCUCCAUCCGGCACAACCUCUGCAUCAACAAGUGCUUCAUCAAGGUGACCCGGGAGAAGAGCGAACCAGGGAGAGGCGCAUUUUGGAAGCUCCACUCCCGAUAUGCCAACCGGCUCAAGAGCAGGGCCUUCAAGGAGUGGAGGAUGUCACCAGUGCAGAUCCAGCCAGGCUCCCCUGAAAGAGCCCAGCAAGAGGCAUGGCACGUCAUCAGCCCAGCUGCCUCAGCCUGCAGCUCCCAUAACAACCUCGAGAUCAGCAUGGAGCUGCAGCAGCUGCUGAAGGAGUUUGAAGAGUUUGAAAACAGCCAGAACUGGAAUGGCCUGGAGAAGGAAGCGGGGCAGCAGCGCAAGCAGCCCACGCCAAUGGCCAAGGUGUCUCGGCUUCCCAGCUCUGCUUCCGGGACCCAGGAGGAGCGGAAUGACCUGACCGAGCUGAAGGGUGACACUGACUGGGAAGCUCUCCUGAACAACCACCUGGACGAAGACUUCUCCGUUCUUGGGGAUCUGGAGCUCCCGCCUCCCAUCCAGCCCGUAACACCCCACCUGGACUGGACGGGACAAGGGCAGCACACGGACCGUCCCCAAGAACAGGAGCGAGUCCUCACCAAACCCAACCACAACAACCCAGGCCCGGAUGAAACCCUCAUGGCCACAGCUUUCCUGGAGUGUGCCUGGCACAAGGAAACAACCGAGAACCUCUCCAACUUCGUCCCCAUUGACCAGGGGGCUGAAAACAUCCAGGCCUCUUUGCCAGAGAGGGAUGUCACAGACUGGAACAUUCUGACCUGCUUCCAUUAACACUUCACUGGAGAUGGUAGAUGGCAGUUCUAUUCUCAUGUUUGGCAGAUAUGUUGAAGAACUGCACAGAUACUUCUACACUUUAACUUCUUUUCAUGCAAAAGUUAUUAAUAAAUUAAACAAAAUAAUGAAGACAAAAAAAUGGAGAAGAAAACCCCCUUCUGCCUCCUUGUUUCCCUCCGGCACAGCCUGGCUCUGCCUGAGCUGCUGCCCUGGAGGCAGGGGAGAUCUCCUCAGCCCAGCCCUGCUUCUACACCCAGCCCCAGGACACGGGAACUCUCACCCACUUCCAUGAUGGCACAGCUGUUACCCACGGGGAAACAAAAGCACAAACCAGCACCAGCGUGCCAAUGGUUACACACCACCAGUACAGCAUCAGGCCAGCUGUGCCUGGUGUCCUGAGCCUUGGGUGCUGCUCCUGACCCUGGGAAUAGCCUUCCCUGCCACUGCAGGGAGUUCCUGGGGGCAAUGUGGUCUGAAUGCCAGGGGCAAUCCCUCUGCCUGUGCCACGUCCCCGCCCAGCCCUACAGAUGCCCUGAGAAGCCCAAGGGGCUUCAGAGCCCUUGUGGGCCCAGGGAGGCGAGAGGAGCUGCACAGAAACUGCAGGAAGAUCUGAGCCUGCACCAGACCAGUCCUGUCAAGGAGCAGUUGGGCUGCACCAGAGGAGGGACCAAAGCAGGGCAUGCUCAGCUGCCAGCCUGGCCAGCACAGGCAGGGCAGGGUAUGGCAUGGGGGUGCUGGGGGCAGCAGGUUUGGGGAGCCCCGUGGGGAGGGCAGGUGGGCUCGGGGGUGUGGGCUGGGGGCCCAGCUGGCUGCAGCCAGGCUGUGGGUACCUCUCUGUGCACGCAGCCGGCAGGCAGGGCUGCCCCUUGGGAAGGGCAAUCUGGAAAAGGCUGGUCUGGCCCCUGUUUGGGGGUCAAA
This is a messenger RNA of Lepidothrix coronata (blue-crowned manakin), 2577 nucleotides long. RefSeq names its product forkhead box protein J1-like. Lineage: Eukaryota; Metazoa; Chordata; Aves; Passeriformes; Pipridae. Gene Ontology annotation, molecular function: sequence-specific DNA binding; DNA-binding transcription factor activity. Gene Ontology annotation, biological process: regulation of DNA-templated transcription. The transcript has 4 exons. Bases 1 to 1656 code for a protein of 551 amino acids. The record is from RefSeq and is a predicted model, not a curated record.